Molecule: messenger RNA, 1387 nt
Organism: Gigantopelta aegis
Lineage: Eukaryota; Metazoa; Mollusca; Gastropoda; Neomphalida; Peltospiridae
Product: probable xyloglucan galactosyltransferase GT17
Exons: 1
Coding region: 352-1032 (226 amino acids)
Source: RefSeq, a predicted model, not a curated record
CCCCAUGCAGGCAAAGGUACAUACAAAACUUCACGGGCCUGCUGAUAUUAAUAAAAAAUUUAUAGCCACUAAGGCUAUAUAGAAACAUAUAGCGAAAUUAAUUGUGGUCUGAGGCCAUCUACAUCAAAAGGAACAACUCUUGGCAGUCUUGCGGUAACAGAGGACAAGAUCACAUCUCUUGGAUUAUCACAGUCCAGUUUGUCACAACUUGACAACAGAACAACCCACAGGCCUCUCAAGAUAUAUGUAUAAAAUCUGAGCAGUGAAUUCAACAAAGACAUUUCUCACUGCAUUAAAACCGAUAAAAAUUCCGAUUUCUUCAUUCACUGCAUUGACUAUUCCAACCACGGCAUGGGCAAACUGCUGUACCGCCACGACCAAAUCUCCGUUCACAACACUAAUCAAUUUUCACUGGACGUUAUUCUACACCAUCAGUUUGCUCGCAGUCGACAUCGUACUAAUGAUCCCUCGGAGGCCGAUGUCUUUUACGUCCCAGCAUACAUGGGGUCGAUGCUGUUCUGCAGCAACUAUAACAAUAACCUAAACAAGACUUCGGAGAUGAUCACUCGGUUGUUCCGGCAUUUAAACACCUUUCCCUAUUUUGCACAAGAGAAACCACACGUGACGUCACUUGCUAAAAUAGAGCGUGAGCAGAAUGACAUUGUAUUGGCUCACCCAGGAUGGAAAAAACUAACGUACAUGACUAUUGAAAAGGCUAAUAAAAAAAUUCGGGAUGCAUUUCAUAUGCAGUUGCAGCAUGUAAUUGUUGCGCCAUAUCCAUCCUACAUCCAUUUCAAUAGUACAACAGCAACUAAUACGUACGCUGAGGUUUUAUGUACGCAUGACAGGAAUAUCUUUUUACUUUUAGCAGCAAGUUUACAGAUGUCGAAUCCUUUUCGGGCCAAAAUUAUUGGCCAGUUUGUGAUCAAGACCAAGCUUAGCUUUAAAGAAUACCAGAGUUCUAACAGAGAUCAAGUGAUGCUGGUGACUGUGGAGUGUGAGGGUAACCACCAAUACACGACAAUUGAAUGAAUGCAAAAUUCAGUUUUUUGCCUCCAGCCACACGGCGACUCUCCAACACGGAAAUCAUUCUAUGAUUCGAUUCUCAGUGGUUGCAUUCCAGUGGUUUUUCAGUUUCCACACGAAAAUGUGGAAUUUCCAUUUCAACGAACAUUAAACUAUAGUGAUUUUACGGUGCAGAUUCCAGUAAAUGACAAUGGAGAUUUGGAAGGAAAUAUACCUGUUUAUGAUUACCUUCGUAAAAUUUCACUAACAGAAAUCAAGAGACUCCAGGUGAAUUUGUUAAAAGUGUUUCACCUUUUUCAGUAUCCUGUGAUAAAUGCAGAAUACAACAGUGAUCAUAAUAGUGAUCAUAAUAGUGAUCAGA